ACAGGGAAUCCACAAACAGUUUGGGAACUAACAGUAAAUGACGCGCAGGGCCCGUGCAUGUGCGCUAACCUGGCUAUGGGAAGAGGUUUGGAGACAGAAGGGGGCAACAAUGGAAAAGCUGUGUUUGUGAACAGGUUGGGGAAAGUUUUGGGCCAAAAAAAAAAAAAAAAAAAGUUGUAGCGCUUUUCCUCCUUGCGCGGAUGCGGUUUCGGGAAUCAACAACAUGCUGCGGGGGGAAGUGGACCACAACUCCAAAAGGUGCUCGGAUCUGUAAUGUCCGUGGAGGUAAAAUGUGUGCGUGAAUUUCUAACAAACAAAGACAUGAACAAUGGCAGGAAGAGAAGGGAAGAAUGCGGCUGUGUACCGCAGCGUCUCUUUCAAAAAGUUGGGGUCCUGGGGCGCCAACAGGAGUGAAGACCAGCAACACAAAUCAGAGGAUUUGGAGGCAGCUGGCGUCGCCCUUCCCCUGCAGCCCAGCGGAGCAGAACAACCCGUGGCGACGCGUAAUGUCAGUGUGUCAAGAAAAGUUUCCAAAAUCUCUGCCACCGCCGCCGGCCUCCCGACCGCAGAUUCAAAGAGAGGCUCCUCCGCUCCUCUCUCCUCUAUUUCUCCAUCCAUCCGCCAGCUCACUGAGAAGUUCAGCAGCAGCAGCAGCAGCGGCACGCACGGAGCCUCGCCGGGAGACGGCGCAGCAGUGACGCGGGGGAGCAGCACUCUUCCCCGGGCCAGGGGCUCCAGGAGAGACGGGUCUCCGUCGCUCCGCAAAUCUUUUCACGAGGACGGCGGUGGUGGAUGUUUCCAGGAUAGCGAUAGCAACGCUGCAGAGUCUCUCACAGACAACAAACUGCAGAAGUUUCACUCUGGCACGGACUCUGUGUCAGGCUCGGACGCGGAGGAGACAAGCGAGAAGCGGAUUUUUACACGUUUAUCAACCGACAUCUGCAGCAACUCUGGUAAGAGAGAUUAUUCACAGAUCAAUGCAUGUCCCUCUGAUCCCAGAAAGACUUUGACUACAGAUGAGGAAGAGGAUGUUACAAGUAGAGGGGUUCCUCCACCCUGUAAAUCUCACAGAAGUUAUCUCUCUGCACACCACAGUGACUUUAUCCCCCUGCACUCUGACAAGUGGCCCAGUGUCACCAAAAUUAGACGCAUUUUUGAUGAGAGACAAAUCAAAGUUACGCAGCAGCACAAGACUGACACUUGUGAGAAUUUAAAGGUAGCCGGCCGAGGCCAUCUACACGAGCUCAGCCCUAGCGAGAGUGCUCCUCUCUCGGAUAGGAGUGACAAACUCUCACCUUGCAGCUCCGCUAACGAAGCCAGUAGCCUGUCUUUGCAUGGCAAAGUGGGACUGCAGAGCAGAGAAGGCAGUGCUGCUAAAGAGACUUCUUGUUACGGUAUGGACUUUUAUUCCAAAGCUGACCACCAGCUGUACUCAAAUGAUGAGGAUGCAGAAAUAGAGACACAUAGUUCUAAUAACUACAAAGUUUCUGGCAGAAAUACUUUUCAGAGCAGCAGCAGCGGUUGCACUGGGGGUAGUCGCCACCAUAGGAUUAACCCAUCUCCAUACAGAUCUCAUAGUCGCAGCACUGAGGCAGAGGCUGCCCAUAAGACCCCCAGGACGACAGGAUUGACAUCUGACCCCAGCUCUGACCUUCAACCCCCUGCUACUUCGUCUUGGAGUCGAUCGAAGAGCACAGACACCUCCUCCUGCUCCUCCUCUCUUCAGCAGUCAACAGUGAGGGAGAAAAGGGAUAGACAGGGGGUCGGGCUGCCCAGGGAUAGUUUACAUUCCUCACAUAGCUCCUCUAGAGCACCAGCCCCCACCUCCUCCCCCCCCUCCUCUGCUCCAGCUCCAGAUAAAGCCAUUACCUCCUCCUCCUCCUCGCCUGUAGCUCCCUCCACUGAGCUAAGAGCCCCAGCGAGAGUUGCCUCUCCCCUCAGCUCCCGCUGGAGGUUCAGCUCUGGAGACGAAGAGGAGGAGCAAACCAGGAGAAGAAGAGGAGGUGCAGGAGGCAGUUGGAGUGUUCCUUCCGGCCUUGCUCCUUCCAUCUCCCACAGAGCGGGAGAAAGGGCCACCACAGAGCGAGGAGGCAGCUAUUUAUCCCGCAGUAAAAAUGGCUGGUGGGGUGCCAAGGGGAUUGGCAGGUCUUCAGGCAGUGAAGAGGACAGCCCUGGUUCUUUAGGCCCCCACAGUCGAGAGGCAGUGCGCCGCCGCUCGCUGAGAAAGAAGAAGAAGGUCAGUGGAGCUGCUCUAGCAACAGGCCGUGAUGAUUAUGAUGAUCAUGAUGGCGAAUCAGAAGACAGCGACAGUGACACAGCCUUGACAAUGGAGCACUUAGAGAGGCACCACCAGCAAAACACAGGAGGGGAGUUUGUGGGAACAACAUCUCGCAUCCACUCGGCAAGAGACGCCAGCAGUCAUAGCCAUAGAGCCAGGGUGCAGCAAUGGGAGCGCAUCUCAUCAUCUGUGACGUCCACAGCUCUUCCUGGUGUAUCACGGGUGUCAAAGGUCAAUAUCCCCCCAUUUGUUUCCAGUCCUGGUGAUUCACGCUGCAGCAGCCGAUACUCCAGCACUGAGACGCUGAAGGAGGAGGACCAGGCUAGCUGCACCUACCGUGCAGCAAAUAGCAGAACUGCAUCCUCGUCCAUGCUGAGUAAAACUUACCAUGGUAAUUUCACCAUGUACCGCUCCCCAAGCUUUGGCCAUGGGGAUAACUUCUCCCGUACCCCUUUGCGGGUGCGCCCCAAGAUUGUGCCUACAGUCACCCCCUUACCUAGCGUACUUGCCAGAGAUGGUGGAGUAUCCACAGGGGGUAGGGGUAAUGAGACAACGGCAAAGAGGACAACAGAUGGGGAUGGGGUAGAUGGUAAUAAUAAAAGCCGAAUAUCCAUGUCCAACCCUGAUAUCACCUCAGAAACGAUGUCGCUCUUAAGCUUUCUGAAAUCUGACCUGUCAGAGCUGAAGGUGCGUAAAACAUCUGGAGACAAAUCCGGGGUUGUGGAAGGGUCAUCAGUGUACAGGAUGGGCUCACGGACUCACGGAGGGACGCUUCUGCCUUCUGGUCGUCGCCCAUCACUGAAAGACCUGACUGCCACCCUGCGGCGUGCAAAGUCCUUCACUUAUUCAGACAAACCCACAGCAGCUGUGAGGUGUUACCUGACUAGUAGCACCACAAAGAGGAGCUCUUCUGAGCAGCAGCUUGACUUAGAUGGAGAGAGGGAUGGAGGCAGUGUGUCAGUGUCAGACAGGGAAGUAGAAAGUGAUGGGGGUGAUUUUAGGGUUGGGAGAGGACAAAGAAUGAGGGGUUAUGUAUUUGAUGAUGACGAUGAUGAAGAAGUGAUACCUCCAUUGCAGGAGAGAUAUGUGCAGGAAGCCAGGCAGGUCAUUCAGGAUAUCUGCCAGAUGAGUACUAGGGAAGACGACGACGAUGAUGAUGAUGCAGAUGUAAGGAGAACUGAUGAUAGUUUGGGGGAUGAGUGUUUCCAGGUCAAGAAAACAAAAGAGGAGAAGGAAAAAGCAGCAGUGAGUGUGAAGGAUGAGACGAGGACGGAUCAAGAGGCUGAGUUUAAGAACACAAACGAUAGGGAUAAACAUGAGAGGGAGAGAGAGAACAGGGAGACGGAGAGGGAUGGACAAAGUAUGCACUCUGAGAAGUUAAACAGCAGGGGCACAGAGUACAGAGAGAAGGCAAAGAGGCAGAGCAGAGAGACGGAGAGAGCCUUACUGAAGGGCGACUCGGAGGAAAGCAUGUUCUGCGACCGCUCUGUGGAUGAACUCUCAGGCCAUGAGUCUAGUUUAACAGAUGAAGGGAUUGUAACAGAGCCAGAGAUGGGCCCCAGCGACCCCUCCGAGAGGUCAUUCCUGAGGUCGGCAGGGGUUAAUUUAGGGUCACGAAUUGCUAGAGAUGUGCUAGGGCAGCCUGUUACCAUGUGGAAACAGUCAGCCCUCCAUGAAGUGGAAGGGUUUAAGCAGGAGGGAGAAGGGACGGCGGAGAGCGUGAAUUGUACAAAUCGUCUGAAUGAAGUCAGCGGGCCUCCCUCCUUGCCUCGCCCUGCCCGCAUGGCUGAGAGCGACAGCAUCAUCAUGGAGCUGAGCACGGCUGGUAUCGGCAAUGUCAACAGUACCAGUGAAGAGAUCAACACCAACAGCGCUGUGUCGCAGAGGUCAGCAGGCACCGCAGGAGGAGGAAUUGAGGGCCCUGUGACCCCAAGUGCUCUCCGUCGAAGGCGCAAGUUCUCCCCUUCUGGCAGUAACAACACAGGCUCUGAUUCCAGUAAUGGCAGUAAUGCAGAGUCAACAAUAACUGCUGUUGGAAAUGGGGAGUCUACAGUCUACCGCUCUCUCAGUGACCCCAUGCCUCAGCGGCGCUGUUCUGUGGCCGAAGAAGGGAGUAACAAUUUUUCCUCUGUAGACAGCAACCUGUUAGGAUCUCUAUCUGUCAAAGGAGGAGGAGGUGUUCCAGAGGCCUCUGCUGUGGCCACCUUGUCUGAAUACAAGGGCAGUGUAGCCAGUGACUUGUCAGUGUACAGCGAUGGCGGCCUCCGUGAUGAUGCCGUUCAUGACUACAGUGGGGUGAUCAGGAGCAUCGUAGCUGAGCCGGGUGCAAUGGACAGACUGAUGACCGAUGACCAUGGCAAUGGCAAAGUUCCCAAGAAGAAGUCAUUCAGUGACCCCAGUCGUCGUAGCGAUGCCCCUUUACUUUCCCAGACUGACCCUCAGUUCAAAAGUCAGACUGGCAGCACUCAGCCAAUCAGUGAACUAGAUCAACCUGGCCAGAUCCCACCUUCUAGCAGUGAGCCAAUCCUGAGUGAGCAGAGAGAGGAACUGUGGGAGCCCGAAGUUAAACCUAAACAUGCAUUGCCAACACAGCCGCAUCACCAUGCAGACACCAGUAAUAAGGUCAAGAAGACUCGCUCCCAGUCAGAGUGCACCCCCCCCUCUGAUAACCGUGAUUAUGAUGAUGAUGAUGUUAUCGACCAAGAUGGAGAUGAGAAUGAGGUGCAGAAGUUUAACUUUGACCUCAAGCUAGCUGGGGUUCUGUCCCCUAGAAUGGUUCGCCGGCCCUGCAGAAAGCGUCCAAACAGGCUGGCUCAGUUCUUCCCUCAUGAGGACCCAUUUGAGCCACCAGAACCUGGUUCAGAGGUGCAAGAGGAUCACAGCAACCAACCCGACCACACCCCUCCUCUCCCCCCACUGCAAUCCAAACCUAAAACCAGACCUAAGCAUGUCCGCCAUGCCAGCGAACCCGCCACCUUUAUCCCAAUCUCCCCACCUCCACACCUCCAGCCACUGAAAGAAGCGGACUGCCUCGCCAUCCGACCUAAAGCAGAGCCUCCAACCUUAACUAAGCCUCAAGGAGAUGAGGCCCCAUCUCUGGAGGAUGUGACCCAGAAAUAUAUUCUGGGCACUGCUGAGAAGGAUACUGAGGGCCCAGGGCCUCUUCCAGCGGCCAGGGAUGGAGCUUCAAUGCCGGCUUCAGAGGGGCCCAAUGAGACCAGCACCAGUGGAAUUACAGAAGCUGGACCACAGAAGAAGAGCACAGAGGACACUGUGUCCACCGCAACCCCACAGAGGACCAAGCCCAGAGUGGACAUGAGGAAACAUGUGAUGAUGACCCUCUUGGACACAGAGCAGUCAUAUGUGGAGUCACUACGCUCUCUCAUUCAGGGCUACAUGCGUCCUCUCAAACAGCCGGACAGCGGCUCCAUAGUGGACCCUCUGCUGGUGGAUGAGAUGUUUUAUCAGAUCCCAGAGAUCCUGGAGCACCACGAGCACUUCCUGGAGCAAGUCGCAGGCUGCGUCAGCCAAUGGCACGACAGGCAGACCGUUGGACACAUCCUUAUUCAAUCGUUCUCCAAAGAGACCCUAGCUAAUAUGUAUUCGGCGUACAUUGACAACUUUCUCAACGCCAAAGAUGCUGUGAGGAUUGCCAAGGAGGCCAAGCCGGCGUUUCACAAGUUUCUGGAGCAAAACAUGCGUGAGAACAAGGAGAAACAGGCUCUGGGGGAUCUGAUGAUUAAACCAGUCCAGAGGAUUCCUCGAUACGAGCUGCUGGUUAAGGAUCUGCUCAAGCACACGCCAGAGGAUCACCCGGACCACCCGUACCUGCUGGACGCCCAGAGGGACAUCAAGCGGCUGGCCGAGAAGAUCAACAAGGGCCGCCGCUCGGCCGAGGAGGCAGAGAGGGAGGCCAGAGUCAUCCAGGAGAUCGAGGCGCACAUAGAGGGCGUUGAACACAUUCUGAACCCCCAGAGGAAGUUCCUGAGACAGGAAAUGGUCAUGGAGGCGAAGACAGUGGGUGGGAAGAAAGACCGCUCUCUCUUCCUCUUCAGUGAUCUGAUCAUCUGCACCACUCUCAAGAGGAAGUCUGGCUCAUUAAGACGCAGCUCCAUGAGCCUAUACUCCGCUGCCAGUGUGAUCGACACCUCCAGUAAAUACAAGUUCCUGUGGAAGCUUCCGCUGGAGGACGUGGAGGUGGUGAAAAGCUCCACUCAGGCAACAAACAAGGAGAGCAUCCAGAAAAUGAUUAGUCGAUUAGACGAGGAUCUCAGCACUCUGGGUCAGAUCAGCAAACUGUCCGAGACCCUCAGCUUCCCACACCAGUCCCUGGACGAGGUAAUCAAGGAUCUGAUGGCAUCAGUGCACAGGGAGCUGUCAGAGAAGCAGUCUCUGGCUUUCAGCAUGACCUUCCUGCCCACGAAGCUGGAGUUCACCACAGCCUCCGCCGAGAGCAGCUUCGUCUUCGAGUUCACGUCGCCCGAUACUCGGUCCAACUUCGAACAGGCCUUUGAAGAAGCCAAAAAGAAGCUUGCAAUGAAUAAGGACCAGUGGGACCCAGAGUUUCUGAAGGCCAUUCCUAUAAUGAAGACACGUAGUGGAAUGCAGUUUUCGUGUGCCUCUCCCAGCCACAGCUGCCCCGACAGCGGCUGUGAGGUGUGGGUGUGUAACAGUGAUGGAUACGUAGGACAGGUGUGUCUGUUGAACAUCAAAGAUGAGCCCACGGUGGAGGCCUGCAUCGCUGUCUGCUCAGCCAGGAUCAUAUGUAUUGCUGCGGUGCCGGGACUCAAGGGAAGGGAGCGCGGAUCAGAGCCCACCCUCGCCCCUGCCUCCGGAGCACCCGGUCACACCCAGCAGCAGCUCCAUAUAUCUAUCUCUCAUUCAUCCCUGGAGCUGACGGAGCAACCUACAGGACCAGGGGCGGAGCUUGUUCCAUUUGACAGUGAUGACACCGAUGACGAGGACUCACCCAGCCCUUCAUCCACUCUGCAGAGUCAGGCCAGUCACUCCACCAUAUCAUCCAGCUAUGGCAAUGACGAGGCUCCAGGCUCCAAGGACAUGGCUGCAGAGACCACCAGCAGUGAGGAGGAGCAGGAGUUCCCGGUGGCCAGCUCCUACGGAGCUCCAGGCAUGUUGGGCGUAGGCGGAGGAGGCCGUGCCCACACAGAGAGCCCCAUGGAUGGCCGCGCCAUGCGCCGCUCCUCCCGGGGCUCGUUCACCAGGGCAAGCCUGGAGGACCUGCUCAGCAUCGACCCGGAGGCCUACCAGAGCUCAGUGUGGCUGGGCACCGAGGAUGGAUGCAUCCACGUGUACCAGUCCUCAGACAACAUCCGAAACCGCAAGAACAGCAUGAAGAUGCAACACUCAGCUUCCAUCCUCUGUGUACUGUAUUUGGACAACAAAGUGUUUGUGUCUUUGGCCAAUGGAGAGGUGAUUGUCUAUCAGAGAGAAGCAGGUAGUUUCUGGGACCCUCAGUCCUCACAGACGUUAGUUCUGGGCACGCCCAGUAGCCCUGUCACCAAAAUGGUUCCUGUGGGAGGAAAGCUAUGGUGCGGCUCACAAAACAGAGUCCUUAUUAUCAACACGACGACACUGGUACAAGAGCACUGGUUCCAGGUGGGCACAGACAGCAGUCGGUGCGUGACUUGCAUGGUGGCGUACGGUCAGGGCGUGUGGUUGGCGCUGCAGGGCAGUGCGCAGGUCAGGCUGUACCACGCUCAGAGCUGGGAGAGCCUGACAGAGGUGGACGUGGCGCCUGCUGUGCAUAAGAUGCUUGCAGGCGCAGACGCCAUCAUCAGACAGCACAAGGCUGCCUGUCUGAGAAUCACUGCGUUGUUGGCCUGCAAGGAUCUGCUGUGGAUCGGCACCAGUGCAGGGGUGGUCCUUACGCUGACGAUCCCAGCGGUGAGCUCAGGAACUGGGGCUGGGACACUGAAAUCUCCCCUGGCGCCGAUGGGCUCGGCUCACGGGCACACGGGCCACGUUCGCUUCCUGACAUCGAUCGAACUACCGGAAGGGUUUGACAUGAACUUCCCCCCUGCAACGGCUGACACAGGCAACCAAUCCCAGAGCGGCAGCACAGUUGACGGGAACCUCCAAAGGCGUGACUCUGCGCGUCGCCGAGCCUCCGCCCACAUCCCUCCAAAAACCAACCACCUAGUCAUUUCGGGCGGCGAUGGCUACGAGGACUUCAGACUGACCAACAGCAGUGAAACAGUCGGACGGGAUGACAGCACCAACCAUCUUUUGCUUUGGAGGGUGUGAGACGACCGUCCGCGGGUUGAACGACCAGCCCCAGCCUCCCUUUAGCUGAGAACGGCGCACAAGCCCCUUCCCCCCACCAGACUCCUCACUUUUUCGUGUUGUUGUUUUGGUCUUCAGCUCAGUCCUCCAGUCUCUAUGUGCAUAAUAUGGCUGUUAACUCUCUCCCGGACUAACUAAUGAAUAUGAUCACUUCAAACCCAGUUUUCUUGUGUUGAUGUGUCCGGUGGUGUGCGUUUUUCCUCACUGGGUGGCGUCUGUGCGUGUGUGUUUUUGUUUUUUGGCAUGUGCGAUCUAGAAAAGUGUUUGAAACUCAAGUCUUUACCGAAGGACACAGGAGGAGCCAGAGAACUUUGAUGGAUGGAUGUUUAGACUGAGAGCAAAUGAAGGAAAGAAGAGGACCUGGACUCUGCAGAAUGUCAUUGCACAGGAGGUUGAAAGAGGACAUUUAGGUGAACUGAGACAUAAGUGAAGCAUGUACUCGUCCUUUGACAUUUUCUGUUUUUUAUGGACUUGCACAUCAACCCUUUACUCCGUCAUCACUUCAUCUUUGCCUGAACUGCAGACGAAAUGCCUCCGGAUGAUCCAAGGCAAAUGUCAUAUAAACAUAUCUGAACAUCGAUGAGUGGAAACCAAGUAAAACGUACCAUGACAGACUGUAGUUUGAUGGAUCUUCUGAAUCCUGAAUUUGCGUUGAUUUCUGCAGCUCGAGUUUAAGCUUAGCAGAGAGGAAGUAUUUUGCUUUUUAAACCCAGCUUGCCAGGUCUGGACAACCCAAACGGCAGAUCUGAGAUCAGAUAUUUCUGGUCCCAGUAGAGCUGUAAUAAUAUCUACUCCAUGGUCAUUGCUUGUGAGACCGCUAAAACCGUCUUUUCCUCCUGCAGAGGGAGAGUGAAUAAGAGCGUCAUUGAAGUGCAAUAUGUGGCAAGCAGGUUAUCUAAUAAGACUAUAAACGCAUGCACGCAGUCACACACAUUAAUGCACAGCCCUCACCUGCUCAACCCGAAGACAUUUGUGAAAAACAAACGCGUGUUUUCCACAUUGCAUCUGAUUUUCUGAUUGAAAUUUUGCCGCCAGUUUAGGAUGAGCUGAACGUAGAUGACGCCCACUGCUGGAGUUGAGUAGAAAAAAGUGCAUUGGAGGCAUUCCUCCUUAACGUGACAAUGCCAAAGCCGUGUGUGUGUGUUCGAGUUUUGACGUUGAGGGAUCUGAACUGAUUUCCUUUGCCAUGAAAUUUCACUUUGUUGAGUGGAAAUCAGGAGUGAUGUGGCUGAUUUCUAUAGCAGACUCUUUAAAGAUGACGCUAGGCUGUGGUAGCAGAUAGCAGUAGUUAUGUACAGUAUUUAUGGUUUUGAUUUUUAGCGCCUUCUUUUACAGCACUUAAUUUAUAGAAGAUGUAGCUUUCACUUUUUUUUUUUCUUUUUGAGUCGAAGAACAAGGAGGCCCUGGUGUGAUUACCGGAAUAGAUAAAUGGGGAUAGUUGGGUUGGGGUAGACACAGGAGGGGUGUAACGAUACAGUUCACUUAUAAACAAUGCAGGGUUCGUGUUUCGGAGUGAAAUGAAGAGAAACAGAUGCAGAAAGGAGAGGCUCUUGAAAUGUUUUUUGUUUCUAGUGAUCUUUUUGCUGUUUGUGAUCAAAAGAGCCGAGCUGUCAAUCCCAAAAUUCAUGUUGUAUCCAAACACAGUCACUGCCUGUUUGGGUGCCAAAUGCUUAAGGUUUGCUUAAUUUCUCACUUAUUUUCCAGCUGCACAGUGCAUAUUAUGGCAUUUUUGUUCCAGGAAACAUGGCGCUAAGAGGUAUUGUUACACUCCGAAUGCACAAACACUGAUUUCAAGAUUGACUGUUGGACAACAAGAUGAAUGUCGUUUGUUUAUGAAAAAAGAGAGUGCACAAGAUACAGAGUAGGUCAGAAGGACAAAUGCUGAGCACCUGCACGUGCCUUCAGAAGGCUGAAAGUUAAGCCAUUCAACACACACGUACACACAGUGAAAAGUCAGCUCUCCCUCGUCCUGCGGCAGAUGUCUGGCGAAGCGGAGGGUGACUCUGACUUGUCCUUGCACACGCAGCCUCGGUCUUUGGGGUUAAGCAGUGAUUGUCUUUGAUCCCUCCAAGCCUAGAAAACCCUCAUUGCACUUUGCCAGCCAUCUGGGCGCUUCUCCUCAGAUUUCCCGCUUCCCAAAGGCAUCCACAUUAGGUUAACUCUCCCACUGUGAGAGCGGCUAACAGUUAAGAGGAUUGGUUGGUUGCUGCGAUAGCUCUUUGCCUCUGUACGCGUGAAGGCCUGUGUAAGUGUGCAUUCUCCACAAGUGCGCUGUUAUUCAGUUGACUAGUAUGAAAAGGAGCUUGUUUGUGGUUUUUCUGCCCACAGUUGAGUCUAAAUUUUGGUUAGUUAUGGUGGCCUGUGAAGAAUACAGCAGAGGAAAGUUUUAGCAAAUGGGCUAGUUUGGCACUUUGGGAUAUAAGCUCAAUUAGUUCAUGUCUGUACAGUCAAUAUUAAACUACAGCCAGUUAGCUUAGCUUAGCAGAAAGAAUGGAAACAGCUAUCCUGGCUCUAUCCAAAGGUACAAAGAAACAUCUGCCUAAAUUCUCUAAAGCUCACUAAUUAACACAUUAUAUCUGUAAGUACGGCAAGUUACAGCACCCAGUACCAACAGCCUGUAAAACUAAAAGUUUCCCCUUAUUUCCCAGUCUUUAUGCUAAGCUAAGCUAACCCAUUGCUGGCUGUAGCUUCACAUUUAACAAACAGACAUGGGAGCAGAAAAGUAAAGAUUCAUUCCCAGAAUGUCCAGUUAUUCCUUUAAGGUCCUCGAAUGUUAAGGUAGCACAUUUAAGUGUUUUUUAAUGUUCUGUGUGAUUCACAACAGAAUUAAUGUCUGUGUUCUCUGUGCCAAGAGCUGCCAAGUUACCCAUGAAAAUGCUGUAUAUCUAUGCUGGCUGUAGAGCAGCGGAGGGCUCCCUGCAGAAUGGAGAUAGUGAGUUUCCUGUGACAAAUUGAGGGUGUUUAGAGGAACAUCUGUGUGCUGGUACCCCCGCUUCUAAAACUCUGAGUUGGGCAGCAAAAAAAGCAUCACAGCCCAUUGAUGGUGGGUCCUCAGUUCAGUGAGUUUUUAGUUUAGCUCUGUGGCUUCUGUUUAAAGCAUAAUUACUCAAUGUCCUGGGCUGUUUGACGGCUACAUGCAUGAUUUCCUGAAACUGCCACCAUGGAGUCAAUAACAGCUGAUUCAGAAAGUUAGAUUUUCUUAGAAAUUUGAAAAAUAUUUGCCUUAAGAUGAUACUUUUCUGUUUCCUUGAUAGUCACAUGCAUAUUAAUGACAAUCAUAUCUCAGCAGUUACACUCUAGGUUUUGGACCCAGUGUGUUGACUUUAUUUUACAGACACACACUUAAACGCAUCUUAGAUAUGAAGUAAAACUAAAGGACUGAGAGAAUGAAGCAUGUUGUUCGCCAGUUAAUGAAACAAUAAAAAAUAAUUUUUCACCAUCAAACUCAUCCAAUCAUCACUGUAACUCUCAGCAACCUGUAAGUAGCCUCCUCAUGGCCGUAUGUGAAAGAAGUCUUUAUUGUUGUAAAUAUUGGUAUAUAUUGCCUUUUUUUUUCUGUAAAUAGUGCACCCACGGUCCUCAAUUGUUGAUAUGAAUCUAAUGGCAUAUUUUUAUAUAUUUGUGUAAGGUUUGUUUUUGUUUGUAUUUUUUUUUCUCCCCCCCUUGCUCUCUGGCAUGCGCUGUCAGUGAUGUUUAAAUUAUAACUGUCAUGGAUCUUUCCAGAAGAAGACAACAUGGCCUCUGUUGUUUCCAGGACGUCUCAAAGAGUGUUGAUGUUUUCACUGGUAGCCGUGUUCGCUCCAAAACGUACGUUUUGCCUCGUUAACCGACUUCGACGGGAAGGAAAUGAACGUGGGCGUUUCUGUGCUGCCACCUGGUCACAACUCUGUUUAUCUCCGAUCUUGCGGUUGUCAUGGUUACGGUCUAUCAGAGUUACUUCCUGUAUGUAGCUGUUCUUGUUUUUGUCACUGUGGGCUCCUCUUUGUAAUUAAAUCAGUUCACUGGU
This is a messenger RNA of Chelmon rostratus (copperband butterflyfish), 12587 nucleotides long. Its product is annotated as rho guanine nucleotide exchange factor 17-like. Gene Ontology annotation, biological process: actin cytoskeleton organization. Gene Ontology annotation, molecular function: guanyl-nucleotide exchange factor activity; protein binding. The record is from RefSeq and is a predicted model, not a curated record. Lineage: Eukaryota; Metazoa; Chordata; Actinopteri; Chaetodontiformes; Chaetodontidae. The coding region runs from base 329 to 8542 and encodes 2737 amino acids. The transcript has 25 exons.